This is a messenger RNA of Drosophila teissieri, 805 nucleotides long. RefSeq lists its product as uncharacterized. NCBI's taxonomy places the organism in Eukaryota, Metazoa, Arthropoda, Insecta, Diptera, Drosophilidae. The record is from RefSeq and is a predicted model, not a curated record. The transcript is spliced from 4 exons. The coding region runs from base 314 to 757 and encodes 147 amino acids.
UGACAUUUCAAAAUUGUGUUUUCAUCCAAGUUGUUGGCGCCCGGAAAAAGGGGGCGGGGAUUUGGCAGAAGUUACUACGCACAUGUUGAGCUUUCCAGUGGGCAGAGGAUUCCAUUCGAGGAAGUGGACUUGGACGGAAAACAUCCUCUGAAUAAUCGCUUCUGUUUUGAUUACGUGUCGAAACGCUAAACUUGCAACGCGCAGCUCGCGGGGCAAAUUGAGGGGGUCGGUGCAACAUCGACGAGUGGCAACGAAAAUAAACAAGCAAGCUCACAUAGCUAUGCCUAUGCAUAGGCAGCCGCGGGGCCAAUAAAUGGUGACAAGCCCGAAGCUCCGACAGCGAAGACAGUUUGCCCCAGACCUCCGACGAAUCCGUAUGCCCCAAACUGAAAUCACAACCAUGGAUGAUGGCCUGCAAUAUGCGGUGGAGUUUGCCCACGAUGAGAAUCUACUGGGGAGCCCAUCGAAAGUGUCUCACCUGUCCGAAAUUCUGGCCAUGCUCACCCUUAACUCCGCCGAGGAUGAUAACCAUAAGAUACAUGGGAAACUUGUGGCAUUCAAGAGGGAAGCGGACUUGCUAGACACCCAAUUUGAUUCGCCCGAUUAUUACACACAAAAGGAGGCAUUAAUCUUCAAGGUCGUGUGCGAACUCCGGGGCAUUGACCAUGAGCAGUGGCUCAGCGAGGAAAUGGGACUCAUGGAUGAUGCGGCGUUUGGCCAUUUUCUGCAGCAUGUAUUUGUUUGCCACGAAGAUUGACAAAUUGUUAUUAAGCUUGAUUUUUAAUAAACAUUGAUAUAACUUCAA